Messenger RNA from Octodon degus (degu), 1697 nucleotides. RefSeq names its product heparan sulfate 2-O-sulfotransferase 1 (gene Hs2st1). The transcript has 7 exons. Gene Ontology annotation, molecular function: heparan sulfate 2-sulfotransferase activity. NCBI's taxonomy places the organism in Eukaryota, Metazoa, Chordata, Mammalia, Rodentia, Octodontidae. Bases 386 to 1462 code for a protein of 358 amino acids. Gene Ontology annotation, cellular component: membrane. The record is from RefSeq and is a predicted model, not a curated record.
GCACUGGGAGAGGAGCGCGCGGUCGCGAGCGAGGAGGGAGGGAAGGAAGGAACUGGGAGGCAGGCAGGCAGGCAGGCUGGCAGGCGCGGGGGUCGAGGACUGAAGCAAUACAGGCGGGCGAGACCCCGGCCACCGCUUCGCGCUGGUGCUGCGCGGGCUUUCGGAAGGACGGCCGCUCGGUCGGCUGAGGGGAAGCGGGCGCCGCCGGCGUCGGUGCUGUUGCCGGGGGGCGGGGGACCAGAGAGGCGAACAGGGGGGUCGCUGCGGUGCUGGUCUCCCCGCCGCGCUCUCCUCGCGCUCUCCGGGCUUCUCCCCGUGUCUCCCGGCCGCCGGGGCCCCGCUCCCCGCCCCCCGCGGUAUGUCUUGAUCCCGAGCGGCGGGUUUCAUGGGGCUCCUUAGGAUUAUGAUGUCGCCCAAGUUCCAGCUGCUGGCGGCGGUGCUGGCCUUCGCCGUGGUGAUGCUCUUGUUGCUGAACAAGGUCCAGAAGCAGGAGGAGUCCCUGUCGAAGCUAGAGAGGGCUUUCGCAAGACAUGAAGUUCGAGAAAGUGAGCAGCGACAUAUACUGGAUGGACCUCGGCAAGAUGCAGCGUUAGAUGAGGAAGAAGAUAUGGUGAUCAUUUACAACAGAGUUCCCAAAACUGCAAGCACCUCAUUUACAAAUAUUGCCUAUGACUUGUGUGCAAAGAAUAAAUACCAUGUUCUUCACAUCAACACUACCAAAAAUAAUCCAGUGAUGUCAUUGCAAGAUCAGGUACGCUUUGUAAAGAAUAUAACAUCCUGGAAAGAGAUGAAACCAGGAUUUUACCAUGGACACAUUUCUUACUUGGAUUUUGCAAAAUUUGGUGUAAAAAAGAAGCCAAUUUAUAUUAAUGUCAUAAGGGAUCCUAUUGAGAGGCUAGUUUCUUACUAUUAUUUUCUGAGAUUUGGAGAUGAUUAUCGACCUGGAUUGAGGAGACGAAAACAAGGAGACAAAAAGACUUUUGAUGAAUGUGUGGCUGAGGGCGGCUCAGACUGUGCUCCAGAGAAGCUCUGGCUUCAAAUCCCAUUCUUCUGUGGCCAUAGCUCGGAAUGCUGGAAUGUGGGAAGCAGGUGGGCUAUGGAUCAAGCCAAGUAUAACCUAAUUAAUGAGUACUUUCUGGUGGGAGUUACUGAAGAACUUGAAGAUUUUAUCAUGUUACUGGAGGCAGCUUUGCCACGGUUUUUCAGGGGUGCAACAGAGCUCUAUCGUACAGUAGGAAAGAAAUCUCAUCUUAGGAAAACCACAGAGAAGAAACUCCCCACUAAACAAACCAUUGCAAAAUUGCAGCAGUCUGACAUUUGGAAAAUGGAGAAUGAGUUCUAUGAAUUUGCACUAGAGCAGUUCCAGUUCAUCAGAGCCCAUGCUGUUCGAGAAAAAGAUGGAGACCUCUACAUCCUUACACAAAACUUUUUCUACGAAAAGAUUUACCCUAAGUCGAACUGAAUACGGUGUGAUUGUUAGAGUCUGGAACUAGAACUGUGACCCUGUCUUCACUUCAUUCUCAGCUUCACAUCAUGAAUUGCUGACAUGUAUAAGACGAUUUAUAUUGGGCUACAUUAGAAAACAGUAACAUCAAGGACAUAAAUACUGGCUGGUAUGUUAUAAGUUUAAGUUUCAGGCAUUUUUCUUUUUUCUGUUUGAAUUUUGGUGAGAGUUGCAACCUCCUGUGUGGAAGGGG